AUGUCCGAAAUGAAGAGCGCACCCUCCGGUGCUUCUAAGAUCUCCGAGGGCGAAGCGGACCUUUACCUCGACCAGUACAACUUCACGACAACAGCGGCGAUCGUAGGAUCUGUGGAUCGCAAAAUAUUUGUGCUUCUGAGGGACGGCCGCAUGCUUUUCGGCAUCCUGAGGACGUUCGACCAAUACGCGAACCUAAUCCUGCAGCACUGCGUCGAGAGAAUAUACAUAACAGAGGAGAACAAGUAUGCGGAGUGUGGCCGCGGUGUGUUCAUGGUGCGUGGUGAGAACGUAGUAAUGUUGGGCGAGGUAGAUAUAGACCGGGAGGACCAGCCGCUAAGCCAGAUGGAGCGCAUCUCGUUCGAGGAGGCGUCUGCGGUCAAGAAGCAGCGCGACGACGCCCGCUGCGAGUUGGAAAGCAAAAAGGGCAAGACCAUGGCUCAGCAUGGCUUAAUUUACGAGUUUCAUAAGUCGGACAUAUACUAG
This is a messenger RNA of Lachancea thermotolerans CBS 6340, 483 nucleotides long. RefSeq names its product Lsm1p (gene LSM1). NCBI's taxonomy places the organism in Eukaryota, Fungi, Ascomycota, Saccharomycetes, Saccharomycetales, Saccharomycetaceae. The transcript has a single exon. Gene Ontology annotation, molecular function: RNA cap binding. The coding region runs from base 1 to 483 and encodes 160 amino acids. Gene Ontology annotation, biological process: deadenylation-dependent decapping of nuclear-transcribed mRNA. Gene Ontology annotation, cellular component: P-body; Lsm1-7-Pat1 complex. The record is from RefSeq and is a predicted model, not a curated record.